AGACAAUUGUCACGCAUUUGGUUAAUCCUAUUUGGAAAGCAUGUCUGAAACGAGUCAAACAAAUGUGGAUUAUUUGCUCGAGAAGUUCACUAUCAGUGAAAUCAUAGACAUUCAAAACAAACUCAAGACAGACAUCGACCGCAAGAAACAAGAACUCAAACAAUUAGUCGGUGAACGAUAUGGGGAUCUCAUUGAAGCGGUCGAUACCAUCAAACAGAUGAACCAAAGUGUGGAUUAUGUGCUCAACUCUCUGCAGACACUCACCAAAAGACAGUCCAACCACUUGUUGGCCACCAAUAAGAGCUCUUAUGAGAGGAUUAAUGGUUCUGACGGACAGCACUUCCAAAGAAAUGUCGAUUCAGUCAUGAGAUAUAAAUGUGGACUCAUUUUGAAACUUGUGAUCGAAAUGCCAUUAAAUAUUUGGACAUCUCUUGAGAACGAAGACCUUUUACGCGCCACUUAUGACUACUUUUAUGGACAACAUUUGUGUGAACUCUUUGAACAAUUGGUUCCUCGGAACGAAACUCCAAACCUAUUAAAGCAAUACAAGACAGCAAUCAAUAGAUUCAAUGAAGUGAUUGUCAAGAAGUGCUGGCAUUUCGACAAAAAGAGUUCAUUAAUGGAUAUUUACGACGAGUCGGUAAAUGCGGACAUAUUUUGCUGUUUACUUCUCUUGCAAGACAUGUCUCCCAAACGUGUCUUUCUAUCAAUUCUUGAGAAACGAAAGUCUCAUAUAAGAGACUGUUUUGAUGAGAACCACCACUUUAGAGAGAUUUUACAUAAUUUCAUGAAUUUGUUAUUCAAUACAAUUAAAUGCAUUCAUUCGGUGUUCUUCACGAACAGCGGAUCCAAAUCUAAGACAUUAUUGCAUCAAAGAUACGAACGAAUGACUAAAAUGAGCUUUGAAUCCACUUUUCUUAAGACUAAGAACUUAACGAAUGAACUGACGUCCGGUUUAAUUGAUUUUAAAAUAAGUCCAAAAACUAAUAUCGAAGUCAUUGACAAUGAGAUGAUUAAAAGCAAUACUAAAGACUGGAUGUCGGAUAUGAAGGCAUCUAUUGAACCGCUUUUAACAAAAAUGUUUCAAUCGAUUGAUUCCGUGAAUAGCAUUUGUGUUGCUUUGAACGAAACCAACGAAUAUUUAAGAAAAUCUCAAAAACUCAAUGAUUGGGUCGACUAUUGCGAAGAUCUGAUGACCAGCUAUUUGCCCGUUUGGGACCACUUUAUCAUUGGUCAUUUCGAGGAUAUUGUUAACAAAAGUCUUGCAUACGAAGACUUGGAAGUACUUGACUUCAUUUGGAUUGACUCAGAAAACCGGUCAUCAAGUCUGUCAAAGAAAGCUUUGGCUCAGAACCCGAUUAUUGAUGUCUUUUGUUCAGAUUUAGACCAUUCAUUGCAAUACUUGUUGAAUGACAUGAAAGUGAUUAAGGAUUUUAACUUCAAAUUAAUCCAAAGCAAUGAUUUGGAAGCAAUUGAAACACAUUUAAUGGAUGUCUGCCAUAAGAUUAUAGAAGACAUGAAAAAUCUCUUUGAAUCCGAUAAUAAAGAGAUCAUAUUAUUUAGCGCACAGUUCUUCCGUCAAAUAACGCAUACCUGUCCUCAUUUGAGACAAUGCUUUGAAAGUUCUUCGCCUAAUAGACAGUAUUCGUGGUCUAAAACUAAAGACUUAUUGCUAUCGUAUUCCUAUAAUUCCUAUAAGAAAUUAUUUGACUUAAAAAUCAAACAAUUGUUUGUCAAUACAAACGGCGAUUCUUUAACCGAUUUGAAUGCUUUUAUACACAACUCUUCGGUUUGGGAUAGCAUUCAGACCACAGAAAUGUCUGACGAGGGAAAGGAAGUCACUUCUAAGAUAGAAGUUCCCCUUCAGAUGUCAUCUUUCCUUCACAACAAUUUCACUCAAUUGUCUAAUGAAAUCAAUCGUCUCACUGGACAUACUAUCCCUCGGGUAGUAGUCAUCGACAUACUGUCCGCUCUAAGUCAACAAUUGACUCAAGUGUAUGGCAAUGCCUGCGACUGCUUGUCCACCAAUGAGUACCCGAAAAGCAUAAAACAAGUGAUUGCUUUACAACUGUAUUUCGAUCUCUUAUUCUUUAAGCAAUUUUUGGGAACGACUCGCGACGAGUCCAUCAAAGGCAACGAAAUGAACAAAAUUCAAGACUUAUUACAAAGAUGUGAGACAUUCAUCGAUCCGUUUGAUUUACACGUCUUCUUCCCCCACAUCCAGACAAAUGUUGCGAAACUGAGUAGAACUACAGCCGUUAUAUUGGGUUUACUUCUUCCCGAUCACACUCUCGCCAUAUCUGACCCGAAGUCCAAACAAAGCACUCAAAUGAAUGAAAUCCAUAAUAUAAUGACAUUUCAUUGCACUAACAAAGCGCUCGUACUUUUGAACGUCACUUCAAUCUCUAAGAAAUGA
This is a messenger RNA of Oppiella nova, 2416 nucleotides long. NCBI's taxonomy places the organism in Eukaryota, Metazoa, Arthropoda, Arachnida, Sarcoptiformes, Oppiidae. The record is from the annotation of a GenBank genome assembly.